Messenger RNA from Exophiala mesophila, 3443 nucleotides. RefSeq lists its product as uncharacterized. The record is from RefSeq and is a predicted model, not a curated record. Lineage: Eukaryota; Fungi; Ascomycota; Eurotiomycetes; Chaetothyriales; Herpotrichiellaceae. The transcript has a single exon. Bases 386 to 3235 code for a protein of 949 amino acids.
CUGACUCCUCCUCAUCAACACCUUCAACCACCACGCCGCCGCCCCUUCUCCUCCCCUCCCUCCCACUUACUUACUUGACCUUUUGUCAUCCUGACGCCCUCGAGAGGUUUGUUUGCCUCCUCAUUUCUUUCAUAUUCUCCCUCCUUCUCGUUCACAGCCACUCUUUCGUUGCAUCCGCCUUGCGACACUCUCUACCUUUGUUUCUCGCCUGCUUCCAAUUCUUUGUCAUUCAACCUCCCACGCUUACUCGACGUCCCCGGCACUGGUACUGUGACGACAACCCCACUUCGAAACCUUGCAAGCGAUUUCCUUGUCUUCCUCUCUUCCUACGGCCGUUGUUUCUCCUGUUUCCUAUCCUUCCACCCUCAGACACAGAUCACCAAACAUGGACGACCCCAUAGACCAGGUUGCCAACCAAGAUGUUGAAAUGAACUUGUUCGAAACCGAUGCCUCAGAUGCCUGCCGUGACCCUCCGGCCCGCCUAGCUGCUCGAUUCUGCAGAAAAUCAAAUGCUCGUCGAAAGACGUCUGCAAAUUCAUCUCGCCGUAGCUCCCUGUCAUCCGUCCACUCGCAUUCUUCAGUACUCUCAAGUCACGGGGGACCACACAGCAAUCACAUUGCCCAACAUCUUCGGCGCGCAUCCAUCAUUGAGAGUCGCAAGGCCCGGCUGGCCUCUAAAGCCGCCCAUGCCGAGCAAGUUAGACUGAGAGCUGCAGCGGCCAAGGCGUCGCAGAGAGCCAACAACACCGAAGAAAAGGCCCAGGCCGCCCAAGCUGCUCGAGAGAAACUUCUCGCUGAGAUCACAGCACGAUGCGAGGAAGAAGUCCGACGAGCCAAGAAAAUUGCAGAGGAAACAAAGGAGAAGAAGGCCGCUGAGUUGGCCAGACUCAAGGAGGAAAUGGCGGAGAAGUUCGCAGUGGCAGCUCAUCGCAAGUUUCUCUACCAGCAAGGCCAGCGCAGGUCAAGAGCAACCUCGUUGACCGCCGUCGAGGAGAAAAAGGUGGCGCCGGUUGUCAAGCGGACCAAUCGUGUCUUCUCGGCCAAAGUCAUCCAAAGAGCCUGGCGUUAUUAUCAAACUCGCAAGCUCGUUUCUGCAUUUUCUGCAGUGGGUCUGUCCCUGAAGGUUGCCAAAUCUUCUCCCUUUGAAGAACUCAGACAGGUGCUAGCCAGAGAUGAUACGAUUUCAACUACAUUGGCCCUGUUCAAGUAUCUCGGCUUGCUUGGGGAGGUACAGGAUGACUCGAGCAUGGUUCGGGUUUUCCUCAGCUCCUUCAUGAUUCUUGCACAUCCAGUCCAGGCUCUGAGCCAUGGCGGUCACGAUGGACGGGAGCAAGACCUCAUCUCAAAGGCUGCGGCUCUAGUCGAUGCCUUUGAGUCUUAUACCCAAGCUAUCCUCUCCGUCUAUCGGCCCAGUAAGCCAUUACCGGCUAAGGAACAGCUGAGCUUUGCAGUGAACGAUUUCUGCGCCACGUUUGAUACUUGGAAAAGCCAGGACUUGAACACUCUAGUGGACAUCAUGAUCAGUUCUUUUGUCAAUCUAGACUUGAUCAUCCAGGCCACAAAGAACGACCACGAAGGACAUGUUGCAGACGACUAUCUUGAAGCUGUUCGACAAGAACAAGUCAAGUUACUCGCCCGGCUCAAACGAAUGGCUGGCACAGAAGAGGCACUCGCAAGAGUCCGAGUGGCGGUGCGUAAGGCACGGAAACAGUACGCCGCAGACAAGAAGCGCAAGACCGCUGUUCAAGUGCCGAGAGCCACCACACCCAACGAGGUUGGUGUCUCGGAACACGGGGCACCACUCACACCUCCUGCCACUCCACAGCCCGAAGUGCGAAGCAUGUCUCCAAAGACGUCGUCAUUUGCCGAUAGCUUGGGCCAGAUCAUGACUGUUCUCCCUUCAAAUCGCGAGAUUGCUCACGAGAUACAAAUCAACGGAACUUUUGAAGUCCAACAGCGACCGUGGACAGAGGCACGGAAAGAUUUGAUGGACUCUCUCCAAAGCAACAUGCGACUGAGCAUGCAAGAUGGCAGUGGUGAAUCCAUCACCCGAUGGACCCAUGCCAUGGCUGUCCUCAUCCGUGACAAGUUGAUGAACCUGAUCAGCCCUCGACAUCCUCUACACGACCGAAUUGAUGGAUUCCUUGAUCCGGUCUUGAUCCGGCAACAAUCUGUCAACGGAGUUUUCUCUUACGACUCUUUCUUCCAGACCAUCUCGGGCAUGAUCUCGCAGAUCUGCUCGCCGGGACGGGACGAAGCAGUAAAAGCAUUUUCCACCAAUACAUCUGGUGACACCAUCAAGCGAUUCUUUGAAUUGAUCGACAUUAUAGACUUGAUGACAUUGGACCACAUCAACUUCCAAUUCCGACUGGCGUCACAGUCAGUUCUGGAAAAGGGACAUGAACAUGAAUUUGUUUCUUUUGAGCGAGAUAUCCAAACCGGGGUCCACGCCCUUGAACGCACCAAGCAGUGGUGGGCCAAUGCCCGCUCGAGCCUGUCAACCCCUCGCAGCACUGGGAGUGCGAUAUAUGCUCGAGGCUUGGUAGAUUUGGUUCUACGAAAUUCCGGCGUUCAAUAUGUGGAUUUCCCCGAAACGCUACAGUUGGAUUAUGUACGUUUGUUGAAGCUACGAGCUCGAGUCUUCCACGUGAUCGCCACGUCUUCAAUCCUCCUCACCACCAAAAUUCGAUUGCGUCGACACCGAGAGUCUCUGUGGACUAAUGAUGCACAAAGACUAAUGUCCUUGGAUUUGCAAACAGUGGAUGCAAACCGCAUCGUCUCCCUCAUCGAGUCAUCUCACAUGAUGCCGGACUCGACGAAGGAAGGCGUGGCCAACUUUGUGGGACGAGUUCUUCCGCCUGCCGCCGCAGCAGCGCAUCAUGUUGACUUGGCUGAGCAAGAAUACCAGGAUGCCCUACACAAUCAAGUUGCAUACGACUUUUCAAAGAGCAACUCAGCAGGUACUGAUGGAGAGGAGGGCUUCAGUGAACAGAUUGCUAGCUUCCUUUUGAAAUCAUUGAGGGAACAUGUAUUUGCUAGACUCUCGGCCAGCGGGACGGCGGAACGAGUACGGACUACGACAGGAGCGGCAGAGGCUCUAGCUAGACUGGGGAUGCCCGAGUUCCUGGACGAGGUGAAUCGUCUGGUAAACUCACUAGACAAGAUUCGGACCGUGGACCUCAAGGCUCACAGUAAGUGGUAUGACCAGAUUGCGGCAGCAGAUGAAGCAACAUGAGAUCAGCAUUCUUGUAUAGUUGGGCGGUUUGGCAUCCGGCAGGCAAGGAGUUUUGACCCUAUGAGCUUGGAUUACCUUUACCUUAGGAUAUCUACAAUUCUGGCGAGUCAUCAAGCAAGCCGUAUAUAGCACUUGCUUGUCAAGUGGAGCAUGAUAACGACGAUAUGACAAUGAGAAAUGCAUACGAAUGCUGAGACAUGGAUCAGUG